Molecule: messenger RNA, 582 nt
Organism: Trichomonas vaginalis G3
Lineage: Eukaryota; Parabasalia; Trichomonadida; Trichomonadidae
Product: GTPase protein
Exons: 1
Coding region: 1-582 (193 amino acids)
Molecular function (GO): GTPase activity; GTP binding
Source: RefSeq, a predicted model, not a curated record
AUGGCUGAAGUUGCCCCAGAAUAUAAAGUUAUUAUGAUCGGAGAGUCAUUCGUUGGUAAGACAUGCAUUGUUAAUCGCUUUUGGGGUAAAAUUUUCAAUUCCAAUGAAGCACCAACCAUCGCAGCAUCUUAUAUUCAAGUUCCUUUACAGUUAAAGCUCGAAGAUCUCAAUAGAACUGUUGACGUCAAGCUCAACAUAUGGGAUACGGCCGGUACAGAAAAGUUCCAGUGCCUAGUACCUUUAUAUGCACGAACAGCGGACGCUUUGAUCGUUGUAUUCGAUGCAUCCAACUUAGUCAGCUUUGAGGGUGCUAAAAAGUGGUAUAUGAAAGUAUUGGAAGAUACAGGAUCCAACCCUGUCGCAGUUUUAUGCGCAAAUAAAAUUGAUCUUGUCUCAGAUUUCAAUCAUCCAGAGUCUGCUGAAUGGGCAGCAAAGAAUGGACUCAAUUACAUGAAAACUUCCGCACUAACAGGUCAAAAUAUUUCAGAAACAUUUUAUAAAAUUGCUGAACAAUUAUACAGAGCCGAAGUCAAACCAGAAAAUAGACUAGAACCAGUUGAGAAAAAGAAAUCUUGCUGCUAA